Molecule: messenger RNA, 1863 nt
Organism: Herpailurus yagouaroundi (jaguarundi)
Lineage: Eukaryota; Metazoa; Chordata; Mammalia; Carnivora; Felidae
Product: retinitis pigmentosa 9 protein-like
Exons: 8
Coding region: 76-741 (221 amino acids)
Biological process (GO): RNA splicing
Source: RefSeq, a predicted model, not a curated record
AGUGCCGUCUUCGCUGCCUCGGCAGCCUCAGGCGCUUCAGCCGCGUCGCGGGUCGCCUCAGGCGCGCGGGCCGCGAUGUCUUCCCGGCCGGGGCGUGACGACGCGCGAACCGGAGGCGCGCGGCGGCCGCGGGAGUCGGCCGAGCAGGAGCUGCAGCGGCGCCGAGAGCAGAAGCGGCGGCGGCACGACGCGCAGCAGCUGCAGCAGCUCAAGCACCUGGAGUCCUUUUAUGAAAAACCUCCUCCUGGGCUUAUCAAGGAAGAUGAGACUAAGCCGGAAGACUGUAUACCAGAUGUACCAGGCAACGAACAUGCCAGGGAAUUUCUGGCUCACGCACCAACUAAAGGACUUUGGAUGCCACUCGGGAAAGAAGUCAAAGUUAUGCAGUGCUGGCGUUGUAAGCGGUAUGGUCACCGAACAGGCGACAAAGAAUGCCCUUUUUUUAUCAAAGGCAACCAAAAAUUAGAACAGUUCAGAGUAGCACAUGAAGAUCCCAUGUAUGACAUCAUACGAGAGAAUAAAAGACAUGAAAAGUAUGUAAGGAUACAGCAGUUAAAACAGUUACUGGAGGAUUCCACCUCCGAUGAAGAUGGGAGCAGCUCCAGCUCCUCAGAAUGUAAAGAGAAACACAAGAAAAAGAAGAAGAAAGAAAAGCAUAAGAAAAGGAAAAAAGAAAAGAAGAAGAAGAAAAAAGAAAAGCAUAAGUCUUCCAAGUCGAAUGAGAGUUCAGACUCAGACUAAAACUUGACCUAUUCCAUGUUCUCCUCUCAAAACUCAGACACUGUGGCCCCAGACCAGAGGGUGUGGAAUCGGGGAGGACUUGGAGACCCCAAGAGAGCAGGGCAUUCGGUGUCACGCGUGUGAAUUCUCACCUGCCUUCCAGCGAAGAUGUGACCCCCGGAGGGGCUGUGAUAGGAUGGAAAAAAUGGAUUCCUACACACUGAUGAGAAAUGACAGCAGAGGCAAAUGAGACUUUAAGAAGACUAAAGAAUUCCAAGUCUGGGUGGAAGGGUCCUCACCUCUUCUGGCUGGCCUGGGAUGGCGGACACAGGGCUGCACGGCGUUGGGGACCCGGGCAGCGUUGCCCACAAGCCCGGGCCGCAUCUCGCACAAACAAGUCUCGGCUCCCCAAAGCAGCAGCAGCAGCAGCACGGAGUGAAGACUGAGGCCAGGAGAGAACUUGCCGCAGCGCCUCGAACGUGACAGGCUGUGCCCAGGAGCUCCACUCCAGGGCCAUCACUUAGGCCUGGCCUGCAGCGCCCUCGUCCUCAGCCUCUCGGGCGUGCCCACCGCGCCCCUUCCCCGGUCCAGAAGAGCCCAUCCCGGGGGACCCAGCCUCUCUUUACCCACGACUCACACCCCACUCCCUGUCCUGCAAGUCAGUCGCCUCCACUCCCUCGGCACCCAACCCCACCACUCACCGUGUUCGGUACGCCCACCUGCUCUAAGCCAACCUCCACAACCCGGAACGUCUCUGACACCUGGGCCUUAGCUCCCACUUUUAUAGGCUCCGCACGCUGCGCGGGCCUCCCACAGACGGCUCACGCAUGCGCCCUGGGCGAGGAUCGGAGCCUGACUGCUCCUCCCAAGGGCACCUGGAGAAGCCUUGGAGCAGUUUUCGGCACCAUGCUCGCUCCGGCGCCUGGACGCCCUGGUGUUGGCGCUUCCAGAGGACGGGUCGGUUCCCUGUCCCAUUCGCUCUCCCGGACUGUCCCUUCCAUUUGAGUGUGUUCGGUGAAGACAGCUUAUCUCCCCUGCUCUGAGCCCCUGGUCUCCUUCCUUCUUGGGCCUAACACCGCUGACACGAAGGAAGAGGAGCUGACGGAGGAAAAGGAGAGAGGAAGGAGGAGGCCAGCCUGGACC